CUGUCGCUUCUGCUCCGCCCUCUCCUCCUCCUCCUCUGCCGUCGCGGCCGCCGCCGAGGCUCGUAAGGAGGGAGCGGCGUCCCCGCCCGCUGAGCCGCCAGUCCGACCCUCGGUCCUGCCGCGUGAGGAGCCAGCCAAGCGGAGCUCUACGCUGAGACCCGAACCGCGGCCGCUCCUCUGCAGGUGCUUGUGAGGAGGCGCCCGGGCCGCAGCUGCGAACCGAGUCCGCCGGCCGCGCACUCGCUCCCCGCGCUCCGAGGGGCGGUCCGGCUGGAGGAGGCCUCUGCGGAGCUCGGCGUCAGGAUGAACCGCAGCAACAGGCACGGGACGGGCAGCGGCUGCCUGGGCACCAUGGAGGUGAAGAGCAAGUUUGGAGCUGAAUUUCGUCGGUUUUCACUGGAAAGAUCAAAACCUGGAAAGUUUGAGGAGUUCUAUGGAUUACUGCAGCAUGUUCAUAAGAUCCCCAAUGUUGACGUUCUGGUCGGCUACGCAGACAUCCACGGAGAUCUGCUGCCUAUAAAUAAUGACGAUAAUUAUCACAAAGCUGUUUCAACGGCCAAUCCACUGCUUAGGAUUUUUAUACAAAAAAAGGAAGAAGCAGACUACAGUGCCUUUGGUACAGACACACUCACAAAGAAGAAGAAUGUUUUAACCAAUGUGUUGCGUCCUGACAACCAUAGGAAAAAGCCACAUAUAGUCAUUAGUAUGCCCCAGGACUUCAGACCUGUGUCUUCUAUCAUAGACGUGGAUAUUCUCCCAGAAACACAUCGUAGGGUCCGUCUUUACAAAUACGGCACUGAGAAACCCCUAGGAUUCUACAUUCGGGAUGGUUCCAGUGUCAGGGUAACACCUCACGGCUUAGAGAAGGUCCCAGGGAUCUUUAUAUCCAGACUGGUCCCAGGAGGUCUGGCCCAAAGCACAGGACUAUUAGCCGUUAAUGAUGAAGUUUUAGAAGUUAAUGGCAUAGAAGUUUCAGGGAAGAGUCUUGAUCAAGUAACAGACAUGAUGAUUGCAAACAGCCGCAACCUCAUUAUAACAGUGAGACCAGCAAACCAGAGGAAUAAUGUCAUUAGGAACAGUCGGACUUCCGGCAGCUCCGGCCAAUCUACUGAUAACAGCCUUCUUGGCUAUCCGCAGCAGAUCGAAGCAAGCUUUGAGCCAGAGGAUGAAGACAGCGAUGAAGAUGACAUUAUUAUUGAAGACAAUGGCGUGCCACAGCAGAUCCCUAAAGCUGUUCCUAACACUGAGAGCCUAGAAUCAUUAACACAAAUAGAACUCAGCUUUGAGUCUGGACAGAAUGGUUUUAUUCCUUCUAACGAAGUGAGCUUAGCACCCGUAGCAAGUGGCACAAAUACAGAAUUUGAAACAUGUGCUCCAGAUCAAAAACUCUUAGAAGAAGAUGGAACAAUCAUAACACUAUGAAACUGCUGUUUGAAUGUCUUCUGAGUGAGAAUGCCGUGGAGACUUGUAAAUUUGGCUAGUUUAAUGCAUAUAUACCUCUGAACCAGUGCUCUGGGAUAGGCAUGGAAAAAAAAUAAUAUUGCAAGCUUAAAAUGUUAUUAAAAUAGUAGUUUGAUAAUUAAUAUAAACUGGUGAGUCAGAGGUAGAUCUAAGUCUAAAACAAAGGGGCCUUUGCUAAUGAAAUUAUGUGCUUUUUGCUAUUUUGUCUGUAGAGAACUGGACAGUAGAGCACAUUCCCAGAACUACACGAGAGGACUGGGUCAUUUCCGUUCGAAGUGGUUGCAUAUUUAACCUGCUGUGCAGAGCCCAGUUAAUUUUUCCUUUAACUAUAUAUUUUUGUAAUUCUAAUGUGAAGAAGUCUGAAUAUAUCUUUCGGUACUUCGGGGACCUCAGCUCCUACGUUCCCCAUUUUUAUUUUGAUUUUUUAAUAUUGUUCCUCUGUUGCUAAUUAUAAUACGUAAUUUUUUCAAAUGCUUUUUUUUUCCUAAUUUCUAAGAAAUCAAACCAACUGACAGUUUUUAGGAGUUCCUUCCUAUGUUGUAAAGUGUUGAAGCUGUGUUCCUGAAUGAAGAAACUCUAACCGUUGUUCAGACCCGUGUUUGUCCAUUGUAUAGCUUCCAUAUUUGCCAGCUCAUUCCGUUUGGGUAUAACUUAUGUUGUAAAAGGCAAUUCCAUUGACUCUGGUAAUAUGGGAGACUCUCUCUCUUAACCUUUUCUUGUCCUCAUUCCAAAUCUCGUUUGAAAUCAUUCCUUUUGUUGUUUGUGUGUGUGUGUGUGUUGUUGGUCUGCUUUUAUAUAUACUCUUUUAAUGUAUUUGAGUAGUGUGAAUUAUUUUUGUUUUUUAAAAAAAUGCACCCAAAUUAAGAGAUUUUUACACACAGGACAACCUUGUGCACUUUUUAUAUGAAAAAUUGGGGUUUUCCUUAAUGGGAUUCUAGGAACACUGCCUACACUUUAUGAAAAGUACGUAGUAUUCACCUUUGACAGGUAGAGUGUAUCUCAGUUAAUUUUAUGAGGCUAUUUAUUACUUUCCAAUGCAUCCACUUAGAACAAGGUAAGAGUAAGGCUGCUAACUUCCAUUCCUUUCCUGAUUUCACCUGUGGUGUGCACAGGCACCACAGGAUGCUGUAUAUAGAGACAAGAUAGCGUGGACUGCAUAAGUUCCCUGUGGCUUUUGACUAUUCCUCUCAGAGUUAUUUAUUGAUUAAUUUUAUGGUAGGGCUAGAAUGGAUACCUUAAUAACAAUUGUGUGCUAUUAAAACAAUGAAGAAUCAAAUGACUCCGAUUUGAAGGAUAUUUUCUUUAUAUGGUAACAAUAGAUAAAGAAGUAAAGUCUUGAUUAAAUGAAGAUCACUUGACUCAGAAUACUUCCAUGUAUUUUGUUCACAUUACCACUAAACAUAUUAUCACUGAACUAUUAACUGCACAUUAUGUAAUACAAUGUACUUUUUGUUGAAUUCAUUGAAGUUCUUCCACUUAUAUAACCACUGUUUCUUAAUGGCAUUCCAGGUUUAACAUUCUGUAAGUUUUAUAUAUUUGACUCUUGAAGGGCAAAUGUUAAUAUGUAGAAGGUUAAAUUUCAUUUAUAAUUAUAAGCGGUGCAGGGGUUCAACAUUUUAAGUAAAAAUACUUUCACAUACUACCUCUCUUUCUCUCUCUCUUUUUUUUUUUAGCAAAGUUUUAACAUCAGAACUUUCUCUUAGGGGAAGAAAUACUUCAGGGCUUGACUUUUUGUACAACUUUUAACUGUUAAAUACAGAUUUGUCUUGUGUGUAUUCAUGAAAAUGGAAAUCAAAGCUGCUAAUGCUUUUUACUUUAAUCAUUCUUUUAAGGGUAUAUGUCAGCAGUCUUUUAAACCAGAUCUCUCAUUUAAAUUAUUGGUGAAAUAAUUGGUUACUAGGUUUAUUGUAUAACCAAUAGGUCUUGGUUAUACAAUAAAAUGUCGAUUGGUAGUCUGAAUUAUUUCAAGUGUACUUUAUUAACAAAAAUGUCAGUGGAUUUGGCAUAAAGUUUUAUAGUACUAAAUGUCAAGCUAACUGUGAAUUUUGUUCUCUAUCUUAAGUAAAUUUAUAAUAAUGUCCUCAUGAGCUAUCAACAAAAUAUAUGUACUUUUGUGAACUAUGGAUUUUCUAAUUAAAUUUUACAUGCAACAUGAUUUUUACAUGAAUGAUACUUUGUUUAAACUAUCAAAUGUCAGUAUUUUACUACAGUUUUAUUAUAAAAUGUACAUUAUCACUAAAUGAACUUUGAUUUUAAAAAUCAAAUUAGCUUUAGUUGUAUAUUAUUUUUUACAAAUAAAGAUAGACUUGUAUAAAGGCUA
Molecule: messenger RNA, 3781 nt
Organism: Camelus dromedarius (Arabian camel)
Lineage: Eukaryota; Metazoa; Chordata; Mammalia; Artiodactyla; Camelidae
Gene: PARD6B
Product: par-6 family cell polarity regulator beta
Exons: 3
Coding region: 304-1422 (372 amino acids)
Biological process (GO): establishment or maintenance of cell polarity; regulation of cellular localization; centrosome cycle
Cellular component (GO): cell cortex; apical plasma membrane; nucleus
Molecular function (GO): protein binding
Source: RefSeq, a predicted model, not a curated record